AUGGCCAAAUCCAUGACAGAAGUUAGCAUUAAUCUUGCGAUUGUGUUUCUGAUCACUACAGUACUAAAUUUUGAUAUAAUUGUCUUCUGCAGUGGACAUUCUCGUGUGCUUUGCGUGGAGAGUGAGAAACAAGCCCUUAUGAGAUUCAAGAAUCUCAGUGAUCCUUCAGAGCGGCUCAUCUCGUGGGGUGGUAAAUCAAGGGACUGUUGUGAAUGGGUUGGAGUUGUCUGUAAUAAUAUAACCGGCAACGUCGAGGAGCUCCGUCUCAGAAAUCCUCUUGCGGAUUACAGUAGUAGUACAAAUGGUGCUGAAUAUAAAGCUUAUAGAAGGUCUGCACUGGGUGGAAUGUUAAAUCCAUCCUUGCUGGAUUUGAAGAAUCUGAGCUACUUGGACCUAAGUGGCAACUAUUUUGAUUGGAUUCAAAUGACAAGCUUCAUUGGCGACUUGGUGAGUUUAAAAUAUCUUGAUCUGUCAUUUAGUGGGUUCACUGGGAGAUUGCCAAGAUCCUUUGAAAAUCUUUGCAACUUGAAAGAACUUAGGUUGUCAGGUAUCAAACUAGGGGGUGAUAUAUUGGAGGUUUUAGACAUUUUUUCAGGAUGCAUUUUAGAUGAACUAGAAACUCUAGACUUACGCAGCAAUCAACUUUCUGGACAUUUUUCUGAUGUCGUUAAUUUACUUGGACAAUCUAAAAAAUUGGCUUCCCUUUCUCUAUCUAAUAAUUCUCUUUUUGGUCAAGUUCCAUCGUCUUUGGGAAGAUUAUCGUUUAUAAAAUAUUUAGAUCUUUCUGAUAAUAAGUUGAGUGGACAUCUCCCUGAAAGUCUUGGUCAGCUUGCAGAUUUGGAAGUGCUUUUAAUGUCAGGAAAUUUGUUACAAGGUGUAAUGUCUGAAGUUCACUUUGCCAACCUCACACAAUUACAGUCUCUAGAUGGAUCUAGAAAUCAAUUGUUCUUGAGUGUCAGUCCAAAUUGGGUUCCUCGAUUUCAACUUCAGUCAUUAGUAUUAAGAUCAUGCCCAUUACAGACACCAUUUCCCCAUUGGCUUCACUCACAGAAAAAUUUAAGGGUUCUAGAUAUAUCCCACACAGGAAUUUUUGGUACAAUUCCUAGGUGGUUUUGGAAUUUAUCACCCCAGAUUGGCUAUUUAAAUCUCUCUCACAAUCAUAUCCAGGGAGAGCUUAUAAAUAAGCCUUUAGUAUUUGAGCAAUUUGCAACAAUUGACCUAAGUUCCAACCACUUAAAUGGUACAUUACCCCGUUUGUCCCCAGAUAUCAUGUCACUGGAUCUUUCCGACAAUUCGUUUUCUGGAUCUAUUUCUCACUUUCUCUGUUACAAGAUGGAUGAACUUAAGUUACUGCAGCUACUUAAUCUAGAAAGAAAUCUUUUGUCAGGAGAAUUAACCAACUGUUGGGAAAGCUGGUAUGGCUUGGAGUUCAUAAAUUUAAGAAAAAACAAUCUAAGCGGCAAAAUUCCAAGCUCUAUGGGAUCUCUAAAUUUCCUCAAAUCAUUGCAUCUUCAAAGCAAUGGCCUUUCUGGAAAAUUACCUCCGUCUCUGCAAAAUUGUACUACAUUAGUGUCUAUUGACUUUGGUGAAAAUGAAUUUUCAGGAAGUAUACCCACAUGGAUAGGAGAAAGACUUCCGAAUCUCAAGAUUCUUAUCUUACGAUCAAAUAAGUUUCAUAGCAACAUUCCUAAGGAACUUUGUGGACUUGGUUUCCUUCAAAUCUUGGACCUUGGUCGUAACAAUCUUUCGGGAAGUAUACCAACAUGUUUCAUGAAUUUGAGCGCUAUGGCCAUACACCAAAACUCAAGUGAGCAAAUGUCAUACAAGCCUGCUUACCCUGCAAUCUCAUUUGAAGGUUUUUUGGAGAAUGCAGAAUUGGUGAUGAAACGACAAACGGUUGGAUAUAGCACCAUUCUUCACCUAGUUACAAGCAUGGAUCUUUCAAGUAACACCUUAUCAGGAGAGAUCCCUAAGGAAUUGAUGAGUCUUCAAGGGCUUCGGUCAUUAAAUUUGUCAUCUAAUCUUUUGACAGGAAGGAUUCCUGAGAAUAUAGGUGUUGUGGAACAAUUAGAAUCUGUCGAUUUCUCUAUGAACCAUCUUUUUGGUGAAAUCCCUUCAAGCAUGUCAAGUUUGACAUUCCUAAGUCACUUGAACUUGUCCUACAACAAUUUGAGUGGGAAAAUACCAUCAAGCACUCAACUUCAAAGUUUUGACGCAUUCAGUUUUGUUGGAAACAGUUUGUGUGGACCUCCAGUUAAUAGCAACUGCAAUGUAUAUGAUACAACAUCUGCUGUUAAAAAUGUUGAAGGAAGAAAAGGUGAUACAUUUGAAGUGGACUGGUUCUAUGCGACCAUGGCACUAGGAUUUGUGGUGGGCUUUUGGGGUGUAGUUGGCCCAUUUCUGUUUAACAAUUCAUGGAGAUUUGUAUGUUUUCAGUUCAUGGAUAGCAUCUGGUAUAGGUUUUGUGGUGUUAUAUGUACAUGUGGAUAA
This is a messenger RNA of Cornus florida, 2490 nucleotides long. RefSeq names its product receptor-like protein EIX2. The coding region runs from base 1 to 2490 and encodes 829 amino acids. Gene Ontology annotation, molecular function: protein binding. The record is from RefSeq and is a predicted model, not a curated record. The transcript has a single exon. NCBI's taxonomy places the organism in Eukaryota, Viridiplantae, Streptophyta, Magnoliopsida, Cornales, Cornaceae.